Messenger RNA from Neltuma alba, 348 nucleotides. RefSeq lists its product as uncharacterized. Lineage: Eukaryota; Viridiplantae; Streptophyta; Magnoliopsida; Fabales; Fabaceae. The transcript has a single exon. The record is from RefSeq and is a predicted model, not a curated record. Bases 1 to 348 code for a protein of 115 amino acids.
AUGGACCUAGAGGAAUCUGGUCUGGAAAGGAAGUUGCAGUUACAGGAACUAGAAGAGAUGCGGUUGGACGCUUAUGAGAGUUCCCGCAUAUAUAAAGAGAAAACCAAGCAGAUUCAUGACCAGAAGAUACUGCGAAAGCACUUUCAAGCUGGUGACCAAGUACUACUUUUCAAAGCCCGAUUUGCACUCAAACCAGGAAAGUUUAAAACCCGUUGGGAUGGGCCAUACAGAGUCACCAAAGUGCAUGACUUCGGGACGGUAGAGCUACUUGAUGAGGCUAGUGGAUCAGAAUUCAAAGUCAACGGACACCUUCUCAAGCUCUACCACGACAGUACAAAACCUCCAUGA